UGGGAGCCGUGACCAUCCCCUUCAUGCUAAGAAAUGUGAUGGCCAUGCUGUAGACCGAACCUCAAGUAGCCAAACGGUGCGCCGUCUUCGACUUGGUUGCAUCAUUUUGCCAUUCCAUGGAACAGCCACAGGCUGCAUCACCGCAUGCUGAGUGCCUCUGGAGGAAAAGCUACCUGGUGUUCUUGUGGGGAUGAGCUGCCUUGUCAAGAUGAGCUACCAAUAGACUGUUAACGUAGCCUGAACCCAAGCCAAGUUACAAUGGCUUGGUAGCUCAGCUCGACAGGUAGCUGACAUUGCCACGACGCAGGCUCUGACACAGGUCGCCGCAGACUACUGCCGUCACGGUCCGCCAUGGUCCUCCCGGACAAGACAGCCAGGGCGUCUGGCUCCAAGAAGGCCUCCAGCCGGAAACGUAAGCUCCGUCCCCAGGGUCUGCCCUCCCCUGCCCUCUGCUGCGCCUGCGGCCUGUGCAUCAUGCUGGCUGGCAUCAACAUCACCCUGGUAGGGGCCUUCGCCUUCGGCAAGUUCGUGCCCGCCGAGAACCCGCCCAUCAUCAUCGGGCCCCUGCUGCUGGUGGUGGCUCUGUCGUUCUUCGCGGCGUGCUGUGUGUGCAGCCGCAGGCCCCCGGCACACGCGUCCCGCGGCAAAUCGGGCGGUGGCGGGGGCGGUGGCGGCGGAGACAGCUGGGGCCUGAUGCGCAUGGGCACGGCCGCCUUCGAGAUGGAGACCAGCGAGCACACGCUGCAGGACACCACCGCCGUCCAGCUCAGCCCCACCAACUCCUUCAGCUCCUCCCACAAGUCCACGAGCCCCGCCCACGAGCUGCCCACCGGUACCGACGACCUGACCCGCCAGCUGGUGCCCUCAGAGCCAGAGCUGAUUGGUUCGCCAACGGAAUCGGAUGGCAUGAAUGGUGGAGACAACUGCCACUCAACCUUGGUGCCACUGUGUCAGGAUCAUCAUGCUGAGGAUGAGCACGGCUCCUCAGAUACAUAGCCUGGUCCCAAUGCACCUGAUCACACCUGUCUUCUAUUAAGCUGUCCUUCUAUUAAGCUGUCUAACUUAAACUGAGAGCCUUCUGCUAAGUCCCUGUAGUGGGCCUUUGGACAUCGUGAUGGUUAGGAGCAGUAGUAGUUUGGAGAGGUGUGAGGGAGUACACAUACGUAGAAGUGUAAAAUAAAGAAGGGAAAAAUGGCAUGGAAUUAACUAUCAGUUGUGAUUCAGUCUUUCAGUGUGGAAAUGGCCAGGGUGAAAUGGAAAGAAACAGAAGUUGCUUGAAAGCAAAACAACUGAGAGACAGUGUGUUGACGUGACGGUGUUGCUUGAAUUACCUUCAGACUCUUUCAGAUCUGCCUUAACGUGCCCAUUUUCAUCUUUUGUGCUGCUGCUGAUGCUGCUACUGGAACCAAGUCACUGGAGAGAGCGGUGACAUUUUCUUGUGUGGGAGUCAUUGGCUCCCCAUGUCAACCUGACCCCAAUGUGGAGGAGAGAGAGAACAACACAGCUCGGGAGAAAAUAACCCCUCAGAAAUGAUAUCUUAUGGACUUUUUAGGCUGUGAUUGAAUCUAACACACAC
This is a messenger RNA of Engraulis encrasicolus (European anchovy), 1576 nucleotides long. It is a transcript of the gene tmem275a, whose product is annotated as transmembrane protein 275a. NCBI's taxonomy places the organism in Eukaryota, Metazoa, Chordata, Actinopteri, Clupeiformes, Engraulidae. The transcript has 2 exons. The record is from RefSeq and is a predicted model, not a curated record. The coding region runs from base 352 to 996 and encodes 214 amino acids.